Messenger RNA from Diachasma alloeum, 2512 nucleotides. RefSeq lists its product as uncharacterized. The record is from RefSeq and is a predicted model, not a curated record. Lineage: Eukaryota; Metazoa; Arthropoda; Insecta; Hymenoptera; Braconidae. Bases 1082 to 2350 code for a protein of 422 amino acids. The transcript has 4 exons.
UCAGACAUUUUUUAAUGUCUGAAAAAUGUCUACAAACGGUGUGUGAAAUUCAGACAUUCGUUUUUGCUGUGAUUUCCACUGCACUCACUUCGCUUCCCCCAAUAUGAUCGUACGGAAACCCCUGUAAUUGGAAGGGUUGUAAACUUUAUAGCCCUUCCUGAUUGGUUUUAUUGCAGCAGCUCCGAGCUACCUGGACUUUACCCAUCCCUGAUUUAAAGAAGUUAACUGGAGUAUCUUUUUUGUAACCGAUCAAUAUCUCUGCAACAAAGGUUUCUUGACCUUUUCCUCUAAACCCAAUACUUUUAAAGAUAUCUUCAGAAUAGUCUAUAUCAACUUUUCAAACUCAUAUUCUCUCAUCAUUUUUCUACAGAUAUUAUUGUUGUUAUUGUUGUUAAUGCUGAUGUAUAAGUUGUUACUUGCUGUUAAAUAGAAGCUAAAAAUUUUUAGAUAAUAAAAAAAAAACACGAAGACACCUGGUAGAGUAAGAAGAUAAACUCCAUAAGACCUUUACUUCCCAAAAUUAAAAACAAAAACGUUGUGUAAAUACUUUCAGUAAAAAUCACAUGUUGUAGACAUGAAAUCAAUUGUACUUGGCCUAACGUUUCAGUGUGGAAAUACGUAUAGUCAACGUUCGGCCAAAUGAAAACGCUUACGUGUCUGUUUUACUCUGAUAGGUUUCUUCCAACACUGUAAAUUGAAAUUGUCCUUCGAGAAUAAUAAAAAAAAGCAAAAAACGUUUGAUCAUGGAAUUAUGAUAAUUUCAUUGAGACAAGACACGCCGAACAAUUGUGUAUGUAAACGUUUUAUAUGAACCAAUGGGAGGGAGCAUAGAUAGAAGAUAAAGAGAAUCUCUAAUUGGUGUAAUUGAAGUUAAGUCUUUAAUGCACCUACUCCAGUGCCUCUCCCUCUAAUGCACUUUAACGCCAUACGGGAACGCCACGUAGACAGGAAAAUAUGGAGAAUGGAACGAACAAGACCGGCUAAGCUGACCAAGGAACAACAGAGCAUAACAGGCCACCGAGCAGAGCAGUAGUCCUAUAGAUUGCAAUUUCUACCAUUAUUAUUUGAUAGUGAUUCAAGUAUGACGAGUACAGACAAGAGUUUGUUAGCUUCUGUGAGCUCUAAAUUCACUGAAGAAACACUUCAAAGUGUUUUGGUAAGAUUGACCGGUGAUCAGGGGGCCGUUGUUUCGGCCUGGAACGUUGAACCCGCUGCUGGAAAAGGCGAUAAUUACCUUUCGGUUGUUAGUCGUGUGACAAUAGAUGGGAUCGUCCAUGGAAAACCAGCGCAGAACAAGGUUAUCGUCAAAGCCAUUCCCAUCAACAAAACGCGAAAUCAAAUCUUCAGGAGUAAGGACUAUUUCAAGAAUGAAACAGCAUUUUAUACUAAGGUGAUUGCUUUAUUUGAAGAAUUCUUGGCGAAGAAAGGCAAGCUUGCACUUCUGAACGUUCCUAGAUGCCUGGGUUAUUUUGAGGACGGCGAGAACGAUUUUAUCGUAUUAGAAGAUGCCAAGGCUAAAGGAUUUGCCGGGAUUGACAGGCUGAAGGCCUGGAAGUAUGAAGAUUGCAAGGUCAUUUUCAAAGCUCUGGCUCAAUAUCAUGGAAUUUCUCUGGCUGUUCUGCAACAGCAUCCACAGGAAUUGCUCAACGCCACCAAGCACCUUUCAGAACCAUUAUUCAGUGACAAAUAUUGGGAUUGGUAUGGGAGAUACUAUACAUUGAGUAUUAAUGCCGCUCAAGAUGCCAUAUCCAAAGAAUAUCCAGAAACUCCGCAGGAGGAAAAAUUCCGUACCAUGACGUCUCGUAAGCUGUUUAGCAAAUGCGUUGAAUUAGUAGAACACAGCAAUAAAUCAGUUUUCGUGGUGAAUCAUGGAGAUUCCUGGGCUACAAAUUUCAUGACCCGGACGCUCCCCAAUGCAGAGCAGGAUGCCAUCAUCUUCGAUUUCCAAUUGGCUAGAUGUGCCAGUCCUGUCCACGAUCUUGCCUAUUUUGUUUACACCGUAACCGAUAAAGAGACAAGAGAUCAAUAUUUCCAAAGCCUCCUUAAGUAUUAUCACGACGAGAUGGGGAAAACUAUGGUUCAACUGGGGUCUAAUAUCGAUGAGAUCUAUCCUUUCGAUUUGUUCAUGAAAGAGGUAAAGGAACAAUUCGUUUUCGGCUUUGCUUUCGGUCUGGAGACCCUGCCGAUGUCAAUGCUCUCUGCGGAAGAAUCAUUCGAUCUGGACGAAGCCAAAGAAGGUGAAACAUUGAAUAUCGCCGAUGUCUGGGCGCUGAAACCCACCGAGAACAAAGUGAAUCGCCGCCGUCUUGCCGACGUUGUUAAACACGCAAUUGAUCAAGGAUUUUUAUGAAGGAUAGGAGUGCCUAUGUAAUGCCAUUAUUUUAUGUAAAGGAUAUGUCUUAGCCAAUUGUACUGUAGAUGGACUCUCAUUGUUAUGUUGUUAUGCACUAUGAUUUAACCUUUGAUAAGAUGUAGCUCGAAGAUUAAAAUAUAUUCGUAUUGUAAUCGUUAA